This is a messenger RNA of Funneliformis mosseae, 675 nucleotides long. Lineage: Eukaryota; Fungi; Glomeromycota; Glomeromycetes; Glomerales; Glomeraceae. The record is from the annotation of a GenBank genome assembly.
AUGAACGCAGUAAAUUUCAUGAAAUUUGGCCUUGUACCCGUUAAAACAAACACAAUAUUUUUAAAUAGUAUUGUGCGAAAAUAUGUUCGACCAUACAAAACUACGGUUAGUCAAAUCAAAAAAGGAGAGGUCAUUGAACAUAAAAAUCGACAUUAUAUGGUAACAAAGAUAGAUUCUCACUUUACAGGAAGGGGAAGUGCGGCCACUAAGUUUGAAUUAAAAGAUGUCAUAACCGGAAAAGUAAUUGUGGAAAGAUUAAGGCCUAGUGAAUCAUUCGAAGUAUCAACCCUUUCCGAUAAAUCUUAUACGUACUUGUAUUCCGAUAAAAAGAAGGUAUAUCUAUCCAAUCACGAUACUUUUGAAGACAUCGAAAUCGAUGCCGAUAAAAUUGAAGGUGGCGAAAAGUAUUUACAAUUAUUGGAAGAUGAUAUAAAAGUCACAGUUUCAUUUUUAGAAACCGAAGAAGGGAUAAAUCCAAUUUCAUUUCGUCUUCCUCAAAUGCAUGCUUAUAGGGUUGUUGGUUCAACAUCUAUCGUUGGUAAUGCCUCUAAAGGUACAGCCAUGAAAGUAAUAGAAAUACGCGACGGUAUUCAAGUUCAAGUUCCGGAAUUUAUAAAUGUCGGAGAUAAAAUCAUUAUUACUCUAAACGAUUUAAAAUAUAUUAAAAGAGCAUAG